AUGAAGUUUUCCAUAUUAGUUGUGUUAUUAAUAGUCGCAAGCACAUACGCUUCGACUUAUCAAGAAAAAGAAGCUGAAGGUCGAUUUAUUGUAAACCAAAUAACGAGGAUCAUUAACCAAAUUCGCAAUCAAAUCAGACAAGCUGGUCUUGAUCCAUUAGUUAUUGACAAUUUUCGUUAUGAAAACAAACCAGUGCCAUACCUGGUGGAAGUUGAAGCCUUUCUCGACCACCUCGUUUUUACUGGUCUCAGUAAUAUUUACAUAAACAGGCUUAACUUUUGGAUUUUCAACCCUAGAUUCGAUUUUGACUUAUCUCUGCCAGAACUUCGACUGGGAAUCGCUGACUCUGGUAUCAACGUGCUUACUUUUGGUCAAAGACAUAGCGCUCAGUUGAAUGGCGGUAUCUCAAUUAGGAAUAUUCGUCUCAGGGGUUCUGUCUGGUUCUACUUAAUCCCACUUAGCGUUCGUAGCAUUGGCUUGAACUUCAACGCUGGUGUUUUUCAGUCCGACUUCAACCUCAAUGCCCUCGGUAACGACUAUUCAAGCGAACUAAACACAUUCUUCAACGUCGAUGUUCCCGCGUACUUUACACAAAAUGCGGCCGAAAUCAACAGACUACUUGUACAGCUCGCUUGGAAUAUAAUUCGAGGAAACUUAUUAUCAUCAUACAAAAUACAAUCGUUACCAAAGCACGCUGAAUUUAACGAACAGAGUGUACUAUAGUUACGUACUUAUACGGCGCUUGAAACACUUCACCUUUACUUCAAAAACAUCUGCAUGAUGCCUAUCAAUUUGUUCGUCUACAGUUAGACCAACAUGGCUUAGUAUGUACAUAUUAUCGUAUUAUCGCAUUAGGUAAUGAACCUGUAAUAUUAGUAUGUUUAUGGCAAUAAUAAAAUGGAU
Melitaea cinxia (Glanville fritillary) is the source of this 903-nucleotide messenger RNA. RefSeq lists its product as uncharacterized. The transcript is spliced from 7 exons. The coding region runs from base 1 to 723 and encodes 240 amino acids. The record is from RefSeq and is a predicted model, not a curated record. NCBI's taxonomy places the organism in Eukaryota, Metazoa, Arthropoda, Insecta, Lepidoptera, Nymphalidae.